AUGCUUACAAUUCGAGUAUUGGGUGUGUUCGCCGUUAUUGUGCUCGCAUUUGUUUUGGUAGAGUCUGACGUUGAACUUUGUGAAGACGAUGUGAACGUUUGUCAUGGUGAACUUCCAGCCAAUGCGAUGUGUUCAGGAGAGAAUAAUAAAACCAAGCGAUGUCAGUGUAAAAAGGGAUAUAAAAUGAGUCUGGAUAUCGAUUGUACAUCGAAUGGCUCGGUAUUUUCCUGCCAGGAUAUAGAUGAAUGUGCAACCAAUAAUGGAUCGUGUGAAUAUAAAUGUCAAAAUGAACCUGGUAGUUAUAACUGUUCGUGUCCAGAGGGGUCUGAAUUACAGGGAAAUGGUUUGAAUUGUGGACCAAGUGGACCAG
Molecule: messenger RNA, 370 nt
Organism: Lottia gigantea (owl limpet)
Lineage: Eukaryota; Metazoa; Mollusca; Gastropoda; Lottiidae
Exons: 3
Molecular function (GO): calcium ion binding
Source: RefSeq, a predicted model, not a curated record